Messenger RNA from Porites evermanni, 6746 nucleotides. The record is from the annotation of a GenBank genome assembly. NCBI's taxonomy places the organism in Eukaryota, Metazoa, Cnidaria, Anthozoa, Scleractinia, Poritidae.
AUGCCAGGUUUAGGACCCGAUCUCUGGUUGUCUUGUCUGCCCGAAGACCAUGCUGUGGACUGUGUGAUAGGACAUGGGGCCGUUCUUGGUCGGCAAGUACAGAUUAUAAAACGGCAUCAUCACUGUAAGUGGAUUCAGGUCGUUCAUACCUCUCCAGAAGAACUUGGGAUGUACAAAGAAUAUGAAGAACACAUUUCUAGGGGUGAGGAGAAACACCAAGUUGAGGUUGAACUCUGUAAAUUAGCUGAUCAAGUUGUAGCAGUUGGACCCAAGCUGGCUGAUGCUUUUUCCGGUUAUCUCCGUCCUUGUGGAAAAGAUCAAGAUGUUCUCAAUCUUACCCCAGGGGUUUUCUCUGAGUUUGCUGAUGUUAGUCAAGCUACUGAAGAAAGAAACUCAUUCAAUGUUUUGGUCUUUGGACGUGGUGACAGUGAAGAUUUCCAGCUAAAAGGAUAUGACAUCGCUGCCCAAGCCAUUGCUGAGUUGAAAGACACGACCUAUAAACUUGUGUUUGUUGGAGCAACACGGGGAGAAGAAGAUAAAGUAGCAAAGAAGUUAGUCGAGCAGGGCAUUGGUCCUAGUCAACUGAGGGUACGUUGUUUUAAUGAAAGUAGGGAGAAGCUAAAUGAUUUAUUUUGUGAAGUAGAUCUUGCUAUAAUGCCAUCACGAACUGAGGGAUUUGGUCUUGCUGCGCUAGAGGCUUUAUCUUCUGGUCUGCCUGUCUUGGUCAGUGGAAACUCUGGUCUUGCGGAAGCUUUAAAGAAAGUUCCUCAUGGUUCAAGCUGUGUGGUAAUGUCAGAUGAUCCAAAAGACUGGGCUAGUGCAAUAAGAGCCGUCCGUCACAAAGACAGGGAGAUGCGACUUGGAGAGUUUGAUUUGGUGCGUGGGGCAUAUGCAAAAAAGUACAGCUGGAAGGAACAGUGUGAUAAACUUGUUGAAAGGAUGAAAGUGAUCUCUUCAGAAGGUCAGUUAAAAUAAGUACUGUUGUAUUGCGUCUUCUGUUGCAUAUAUAUUAGACUUAAAAUGAAAUGAACGCUAGCCCUUAAAUAAAGCCAUUUCUCCCAACGCUCCCUGCCAUCGGCAAUGUUUGCGGAAGAGAAUGCUGUCUGAGAGGCGGCUGCAUUCGCAGGCUAAAUGUACAUGUAUACAUAAUACUUGUGAUUUAAAAUGCAUUUACAAAGUAAACACAUGCCGUACGCUCAUUAAACUUAAAAGCAUUCUUAAUACGUGCUCAUUUAGAAGCAGACCUUAUCACAAACCGAACUGCACCUACGUUUUGGCAGAAAAAGCUGUGUUAUUAGAACGAUAACUAAACGAGAAUAUUUCGAUAGAGUUCGGCUGGAAGUAAAACGCUGUCUGAAACAUUGAUCGUAGGUUAAGGUGCACUGUACACGUGCAUUCCCCAGGUGAAAACAAAAACAGGUAAGGUGGCAAAUCUCCGACUGGCAAAAAUAAUUUGAUCAACACGAAACUGAUUUCAUUUCAGACUCAUCAAAGAGACUUCAAUCUUUGGACAAAGUUAGAAGGCCAUUAUCCCCAAGUGAUACCCCAGCUUCAAAACAACCGAGACUAUUCAGAUUUGCAGGUAAACCAUAGGUUACAUUGUGUUGCUGUAAUACCUCAUUCAUUAGAGCAUUCAGUCUAUACAUGUAGUGUAGUGCUGUCUUGAUUUAUAUCAUUUCGGUUGGGUAUGAGAGGGCUUGUUCAAGUGCCAUACAUAAAAUCAGGCUUCGUUAUUCAAUUUGUGGGGCUUUUUAUUACUAUAAUUCUUUGCUAUGUACGGCAGCAUAGCAGAGCAUUGUACCAUGGAUAUUAAUGACAUUUGGGAGCUUUUAUUGCCUACAGGAAGUUACUAAACGAAAGUUGCUCGAGGGGCCUUAGCUAACUGUAAACCCGCCAAGAGCUACAACUAAAUAAAAACCAAGCAAAACAAACGGAUAAAUUUGACCAGACUUUUCGUUCACCCGAAACCAUUCAAUAUUUUCGCCCUGUUCACACAGAACUGACGAACCAGGUUGAAUUUUAACUUUUGUCAGGGGUUUUACCAUCUGCUCAUGCGCAGAGAACUCCUAUAACAAACCCAAACCCGUUACACUGUCACCCAACUGAGUAACCACGCAUCCAUGCAACAGCGGAUUUACCAUAAAAAAAACUUAGACGGAAAUGGUGUUCACACAGCUCAGGUCAAAUUUUCGACAGUGCCGGCUAAAAAUUUGACCUCGAUUUUGACGUGGAAGGUUUUGAACGGCUAGCCGUCUAAAUUUUCGUACGGUUAAGGUGCUGAUGUGUGGUACUGUUUGUCUCAGGACAAUAUCCUGGACUUUCUUCGUCGUAAGCUUUAAUAAACUGCAGUAAGCAACUACAAUAAGCUGAAUUGUCUAGCCGGCCUUGGGAGGUUUAUAAAAAUUGUUUAUGUUCAAUUCAAGAGUUCACGUCAACGGAUCCUUUGAUUUUGUUUUUUUCUUUAGGCUGCAGUGGGGAUGAGCAGGAUUUUUCCGUAAAAGCCACUGCGGUUUGUUCAGUUUACGAGAAACCUAUACUUGUCAAUAAACCUCUUCAUAAAGGUACGCUUGAAUCUUAGACUGAACAUCAGCAAUAUACUCGCGAGAACAAAACUUUUUUAAAUAUAUGCUUUUAUGAAACAAUUGUUUCCAACGUAUUCUUCGUUCACUCGGACGAUCGUGCUCAACCUACUUAUUGUGAUGUACCGCAAUUUGUGCAAUCAUCUCCUGGAAAUGUUGUUUUAUUUUAUGCUUCCUUCUUCUUCCAAUCUCUCCAGUGUCUUAUUAUAUUUAUCGUUAUCUAGAUAACAUAACAUGUAAUAUGAUCUCUUGUCUUGGUUUACCAAUGAAGUACCAAAUCCAUUUGAAGUACAGUGAAUGUCAGGAGAAUAUUAACAGAUUGUUCGGUUUUUUGCUCCUGACAGAUACAGAAAACCUGUUCUGAAAAUGCUCAGAGCUGAAUAUGGGAGACGGGCAAAGUUGAAGCCACUGUCUUGGUUAAACACUAUGAAAUUGCCGCUUAAAAACGUCUACACGAGACUCAAGAUUAUCUCAAGAAGAAAAGCAGACUUCCAGGUUGAAAAUGAAGAGUUGGGCAUGUACGACAUCUUCCAGGCCCUUGGCGAAAGCGAGGAUAUCAAAAUGACAUUAGCAGAGGGAAGUCCAGGAACCGGUAAAACUACGUUUUGCCUCAAACUUGCUUAUGACUGGGCACGUGGAGAAAUGCCAACUAAUUGUUCCUUUCCUAAAUUCGAAUUUGUACUGCUCCUUAAAUGUCUAGACAUAAACGGAGAUCUAAUGGAAGCUAUCAAAGAACAGCUUCUGCCGGAAGAUAUCAAGGAGGAGAGCUGGACAAAGCUGUCUGACUUCAUCACGGAUAUUGAUAACCAGGAGAGAAUUUUAAUUAUUCUGGAUGGUCUUGAUGAGCUUCCAGAAAAGUCACGACCAUGUGUUUAUGAACUCCUCAACAGAAGAAUUUUACCAUUUUGUUAUGUCCUGGCUACAUCCCGGCAGGAAACAGGAAUUGAAUUUCGUAAAAACUGCGAAUUUGAUCUUCUUCUGGAGAUCAAAGGAUUUACAGACGAAGAUGCCUUUCAGUAUAUCAGGAAGCAUUUUCAAAACAUCGGCCCGGGGCAUCCUUCAAAAGGAGAAAGUCUGAUAGUGGAAAUUAAAGAAAACGAUUUAUUGAAUGCACUCCGAAAUAACCCGCUAAAUUUAAUCCUUCUCUGUGUUGUUUAUGAGGACUACAAAGGAAAACUACCAACUGCCCGAACUGAACUUUAUCAAGUAGUUGUCCAGUGCCUUUUGAGACGUUAUUGUGCGAAACACAGCCUUAUGGCCCCAGGAGAAAACAGCGUCUUAGAGAAGCAAUUUGAAGAGGACAUUCUUGCCCUUGGAGAGCUAGCCUGGCUUUGUCUACUAAGUGAGCGUCACGGGUUUCGUGAAAGUGAAUUAGCUGCACUUGAAAUCAGAUACAAAGGAUUGGUAGCUCGUGACAUAGGACUUCUUUACAAGGAAGAAAGUCUGAAAAGGUUAAAUCCGCAACAUGAAUUCUACUUUCUCCACAAGACCUUCCAAGAGUACCUGGCUGGUGCUUUUAUUGCACAAAAACUGCGAGAAAACCAAUUGAAUUUGUUUGAGCGUCUUAGUUUUGAUGAUUUGGUGGUUAAAUAUCAUGGAGUGUUUCUUUUCGUGUCUGGUAUACUUAGGAGAGAUGCAAGCAUUCUAUUCACACAGAUUGGGGAGGAGCUGAAGAAUUGGGGUGAAUGGAAGUGGGACAGUUGCACACAGUCCUAUUUGCACACAAACGUAGUGAGCGAAAAUUACGAGGAAUCGGAAGGUUUACUGAAGUCCUGGGACGAACGAGGUUUGGCGGCUGCAACUUUCUUCGCAGCAAGCUUCCGGGAAAGUGGACAUGAUGAAGAAAUGGCGACUACUCUUUUUUCUCACAUACCCUUUCCACAGCAUAUUGAGAUGAACCUCUCGGACAUGAAUGUAGUUUUGCCAUUAAUAAAUAAUAAUUUCAAUGACCAAAGUGCCAACAUAUUUCGCGUUUUAGAGGCCUGCAAAAGCUUUCAAACUAUACAAAAGCCUGUUGAAGUUACCAUUCACGAUGCAUUUGACAAAAAAUGGGAUUAUCCGACUGUUACAAAGUACAUACAAUUCUGCUCACAGCUUCAGACUUUAAGCAUUUUUAACUCUGAAGUGACAUUAGACCUAGCCAACACCCUACACGAAGGCUUAUCUGGAAACACGACUUUAUCAGAGUUCACUGUACAAGUGGAUGGCAGUAUCCCUUGUGAUGCAGCUGUCGUCAUCGGUGAAUGGUUAGCUGCUCGAAAAUCCCUGAGGAAAGUAACAUUUGAACUUCACAGAGUGCAGGGUGAUGCCUGGGCAAGUGCUAUUGAAACUGGAUUGUCUGCGGAUACUCUUUUGUGCUCAGUUGACCUCCAGGUUUAUGGGCCGUUAAAUGAUACUGCUAUUAAUGGUUUAGGAAAGCUUCUAUCAAAUAAAGCUCUGACCACAUUUUCUCUAAUCAUUUCUGGAGAUAUGCAAGAUUGCCUAACUGCUGUUAUCGGUAACAGAGUUGCGCAACAAACUGCCCUGAAGUCGUUUUAUCUUUGUGUUAUUGGCAACCUCAGUCUUUUCAGCGCCAGUGUCCUAAGAAACAGCCUUCUAGAAAAUCGUUCUUUGAAUGAUUUGAAAGUGACAGUACAUAGUGAGGCUCCUCAUAACUGGCACUCUGUAGUAGAAAAUCUUUAUUCAGCAGAGAAGACAUCAGUAACUUUUGAUUUUCAUCCAGAUCCCUGUAGCAGAAUUACAGAUAAUGACUUUGCUUAUUUUUGUCCUGGUGUGAUGGAAAAAGGGUUAGAAACAAAGCAGCACUUAACUGUAGUCCUUUGGGGUCAGCUGAGUUGUGAUGGGGCAGAAGCUCUUUGUGAAGUCUUGGCUCGUGCCCCCCUGACAAGCCUGACUUUUAAAGUGCACGGCAAAUUAACUGAUGUUGUUGCUAACUGCUUUGCGAGAAAUGUAAAACGACACAAAGCACUGUCUUCUCUUACGGUCGAUAUUUGGGGCGAGUUGACACCAGGGACAGAGACUGUUCUUCGCGGACUAUCAGGAAACGGCAUAAAUGUCCGGCUAAGUGUGCAUGACUUGCUUGUAGUUCCUGAUGAAUCGUGCAAUGCCAUUGAAGUCCCCGUUGAGAGUCCUGUUUCACUGACAUCGUUGUUCCUUAAAGUAAGUGAUACUAGAAAGGAAAGAGUCACUCUUUCGAUCACUGACAACAGCGAUGAAACAGAAGACUGGGCACAUCUUCUAGGUGACGCUUUGGCGGAAAACACAUCUUUAACUGCGCUCGAUCUUACCAUUAACAACUACCUCAUGACUACGGACGUAUGGAAAGACCUUGGGGAAAGUUUGUUGCGAAACUCUUCAUUAACAGUUCUAGAUCUUGCAGUCAACGACUACACUAACAUGGCAGAAGGUUGGGAAUGUACACUGGUGAACAGCUUGGCGAAAGUGACUUCACUAACAACACUCAGUCUUGCAGUUAGUCGUUAUGGCGAGAUGAGGACAUGUCUAGCAGAAGGUUUCGGUUACAGCUUGAUGCCAUUGAACUCAUUGUGUAAACUUUCUGUUGUAAUCAAUGAUAGUGACACUCAUGAUUUCUGGAGUAACUUUUUACGAAACUGUUUAGAGGAAAACACUUCACUGACAAUACUCUGUCUUACAGUCAACAGUUAUAAAGAAAAAAAAAUUGAUGAAUCUUCAAUUCACCAUCCAAGGAAACACUGGAUAGAAGGUUUGGCUGAUGGUCUUGCAAGUACCACUUCGUUAAGGGAACUAACUGUGGCGAUUAACAACAUUACCAGUGCUGAAUCCAGCUGGACGGCCAUUUUAACAGAGGGAUCCUCGGUAAAUGAGUCAAUAACCUCUCUCGCUGUAACAGUCAGUGAUUACGAAUCCCUGAGCUGUAGAAGGUGGGCGUACGAUCUGAAUAAGGGACUGGCGAGAACUAAGAUGCUAACUACACUCACUUUGACAGUGAAUGACUACACUGAAGGUGAACGGCAUGAAUAUCUAGCCACUCUACUGGGUUAUGGUGUUCAAGAAAAUACGUCGUUGACUGAACUCAAUCUGACCGUCAACAUCCGCAGUGAAGUAAGUGAAGACUGGUUACCAAGUCUUUGCGAUGUUUUUGUGAAAAGUGCCUCCUUGAAAACACUGAGAUUGCAAGUUAACAAC